Messenger RNA from Sceloporus undulatus (fence lizard), 902 nucleotides. RefSeq lists its product as uncharacterized. NCBI's taxonomy places the organism in Eukaryota, Metazoa, Chordata, Lepidosauria, Squamata, Phrynosomatidae. The transcript is spliced from 5 exons. The coding region runs from base 96 to 830 and encodes 244 amino acids. The record is from RefSeq and is a predicted model, not a curated record.
CUACCAUCAGCUGUGCACAUCAAGGUCCUUCCAUGGUCCCGGAACGGAUUGCCACUAAGGUUGUUUCUGCCCAAAGAGCAGAGAGGACUACAUAAAUGCAGAACUGGAUCUCCAUGAUAAUGAGGAAGAGAAGGAAGAACUAUCACAAGCAGAUUCCGUGGUUUCGGAUGCAGCCCUUUCCUACAGUGGUAGAGCACCAACACUCUCAUAUAAGCAAGACAAAGAAAGAGGAUGAAGAUCAGAUUGGAGCUCCCUUGGAAUUAGUUCCUUCCAUCUUUGAUUUUCUUCAUGUAUCACAACCAUCGGUGGAGUUCAAGAAUGCCAAAAUGGAAAAAAAGAAUUCUAGGGUUGUAAUUCCUAAAACGGAGUCCGCAAAGAAAUGGAGAAAACUUCCCUACUCUCCUCAAUGGAUUAGUAUGUUGGAUGUGGCUCAGAAAAUCAUGGAUGAGGAAGACAGAAUUAAAAAAAAGCAGAAGGCGAGUAAGAAAAAAGGAGAGUGCAAACAAGCAGAUGAGACAAUUGGAGAAGGAAAGAAAGAGAAUAAAGAGGAGCUCUUGGUUGAAUUAUGUGAUGAGGAGGGCAUGCAGGCAAAUACUGUGCAGGAUUUGAAAGCCUUGCCAGAACAGCUACCAUCUCCAGGGACAUCACAUAUAAGGGCAGAGAAAGAGAUUUUAACAGCUGAAGAAAUAGAGGGUAUCAUCCAGGAAAUUGUAGCCCUCAGGGCUAAGGAGAAGCUCUCUGAAGAAGCCAUGCAAAUGGUCUUCCAAGAUGGCUCUUCCAUCAAUCACCACAAACCACAUGGUCAUAGAGAGAGGAGGAUGCCAUACUGACUGUUCACACAUCAGUCACUAGUCAGAAACAAAAGUGUGCACAGCUGCCUUCAAAGUACCAUUAAAUAGCAA